Molecule: messenger RNA, 963 nt
Organism: Lodderomyces elongisporus
Lineage: Eukaryota; Fungi; Ascomycota; Pichiomycetes; Serinales; Debaryomycetaceae
Gene: TRR1
Product: thioredoxin-disulfide reductase
Exons: 1
Coding region: 1-963 (320 amino acids)
Biological process (GO): removal of superoxide radicals; cell redox homeostasis
Cellular component (GO): cytosol; cytoplasm
Molecular function (GO): thioredoxin-disulfide reductase (NADPH) activity
Source: RefSeq, a predicted model, not a curated record
AUGGUUCAUCACAAAGUUACAAUCAUUGGCUCAGGUCCAGCUGCUCACACCGCAGCAAUCUACCUUACUCGUGCUGAGAUCAAGACAACCUUGUACGAAGGUAUGUUGGCAAAUGGUGUUGCUGCUGGUGGUCAAUUAACUACUACAACCGAUAUUGAAAACUUCCCAGGUUUCCCUCAAGGUAUCAGCGGUACCACAUUGAUGGAACGAAUGAGAGAACAAAGUGAGAGAUUCGGUACCGAGAUUAUCACUGAAACCAUUUCCAAAUGUGACUUGUCGCAAAGACCAUUUAAAUUGUGGACUGAAUUCAACGAAGACGAAGAACCAAUCACCACUGAUGCUAUCGUUAUUGCAACAGGUGCUUCAGCAAAGAGAAUGCAUUUGCCCGGUGAAGACAAAUACUGGCAACAAGGUAUCUCUGCUUGUGCUGUGUGCGAUGGUGCAGUACCCAUUUUCAGAAACAAUCCAUUGGCAGUUGUUGGUGGAGGUGACUCUGCAUGUGAAGAAGCCUUGUUUUUGACAAAGUAUGCUUCAAAAGUUUAUCUUUUGGUGAGACGUGAUCAGUUAAGAGCAUCAAGCAUCAUGCAAAAGAGAGCCAUGAACAAUGAAAAAUUGGAAAUCUUGUGGAACACAGAGGCCAAGGAAGCUCUUGGUGAUGGUAAUCUCUUACAAGCUUUGAAAAUCUACAACAACAAGACCAAAGAAGAAUCCGAGUUGAAGGUCAAUGGUCUCUUUUACGCUAUUGGCCACAUUCCAGCAACACAAAUUUUUGCCAACCAAUUAAAGAUGGACGAUGAUGGUUACAUUCAAACCAAGCCAGGUACUGCACAAACCUCGGUUGCCGGUGUCUUUGCUGCUGGUGAUGUCCAGGACAAGAUCUAUAGACAAGCCAUCACCUCUGCAGGAACCGGUUGUAUGGCUGCUUUGGAAUGUGAAAAGUUUAUUGCGGAACAAGAAGAUUAA